Molecule: messenger RNA, 1410 nt
Organism: Durio zibethinus
Lineage: Eukaryota; Viridiplantae; Streptophyta; Magnoliopsida; Malvales; Malvaceae
Product: Histone superfamily protein
Biological process (GO): replication fork processing; resolution of meiotic recombination intermediates
Cellular component (GO): FANCM-MHF complex
Molecular function (GO): protein heterodimerization activity; chromatin binding
Source: RefSeq, a predicted model, not a curated record
AAAGAGCCAAAGACAUUUAAAUAUUUUAAUUAAAAAAUAAAUAUCUUUCAAAAAUAAAAUAUUUCUGGAGUUCGAUUAAAAAGCGGCCUGAAUUCUGGCCCGAAAAGGAGUCGGAUUUAAGCCCAAAUCUGUGCUUGUGGCUCAAAUUCCCGCGCAUUUCUCCUACUUCUCAUCGGCCAUUUGAAUAUCUGAUAAUAGGUGAUGACCGGAAAAUUGGAACCCUAGCUUUUACAAUGGAAAUCGAUGAAGAUAGGAGCGAUGUCGAGAAAGAAGAAGAGGAAGAAGAUGAUUCAAUUUCCGAUCUCUUGAGGGAUCGGUUUCGACUCUCUGCCAUUUCCAUCGCCGAAGCUGAAGCGAAGAGAAACGGCAUGGAGAUUUCUGAACCAAUAGUAGCUUGUAUUUCCGAUUUGGCCUUCAAAUACACUGGACAGCUGGCUAAGGACCUUGAGCUAUUUGCACACCAUGCUGGUCGGAAAUCUGUGAACAUGGAAGAUGUCAUAGUUUCUGCUCAUAGAAAUGAACAUUUAGCUGCAUCAUUGAGGUCCUUUCGCAAUGAGCUUAAAGCAAAAGAACCCCAAUCUGAAAGGAAGAGGAAGAAAGGAUCUAGAAAGGACGACAAGGCUACUGCCAGUGUGGUGCAUAUUCCUGAUCUUUGAUUCUAUAUUUCUACUGAUAGAAGAGUUGUUUUUAGAUGUUGUGGAUAAACAACUCUAUCUGCACAUUAAUGGUGGACACUACUUAUAGUUAAUACACACUUUUGUUGAAAGGUAAUUCAAGUUGUACUAUGAUAUAUUGCUCUUCGGCUGUUAAUGUGGGAUUUCUAUCCUGAAACUUCACAGUUGCUGAAGCCUGAUACAGCUGGCAGAAGGUUACUUUGUGGCCAUUGAUAAACUUCAUUGAGUGUCAGCUUAUUCUGGGAUUCAUAACUUCAUUGCCCUUGGAAGUACUAGUCAAAGAAGAGAUAAAUUUCCUUUGACGCUCGAUUCUUUCCUUGUGGUCCAUGGAAAAUUUAAAGUGGUGACUAAGGCCCCAUUUGGUUCAGCUUUUACCUUCAGUACGGCGCAAAUUUAUCACUUCUUCAUUCAAUUCGCACCGUAGCAUCCAUUCGAAUAAUCGAAGAUCAGUGCUAAUGUUGUCUUUUUUUCUUUUUUUUUUUUAUUCUUAAUUUAUUUUGAAGAAAAUAUUAUCUGUUUAAGUUCUCUCGAAUCUAUAAUUUUUAAAUGUUAAUUUUAAUAAUAUACCAAUUAAUUUAAAGAAUAAUCGGCAGUGUUUUUGUUGUCUUUUAAUCACAUUGAAACCCAAAAUUUGUAUCGCGUUUGUUGCCUUUGAAUUGCAUUGAAACCCAAAAUUUGCAAAGGAAGAAGAAGCUCCUGUGAAGAUUUCCCUCCUCCGAACGCAGCCCCCUCUCAU